Bactrocera oleae (olive fruit fly) is the source of this 729-nucleotide messenger RNA. The record is from RefSeq and is a predicted model, not a curated record. NCBI's taxonomy places the organism in Eukaryota, Metazoa, Arthropoda, Insecta, Diptera, Tephritidae.
AUGCCGACACUGACGCUCAUCUUACCGAAAAUUACUAACGAUCUUCCAACCUCCGAUGUACCGACAUCUUCAUGGCCACAUUGUGUGGAUAUGCCAUUAGCCGAUCGGCAUUAUUCCAAGCCCGGGCCAAUAGACAUUUUAAUUGGAAUGGAUAAAAUGGCCAAAUCUCUGCUACACGGACUUCGAAAGGGUGAACGGGGUACACCAAUUGCACAAAACACUUUUUGGGAAGUCGAAGAGUUACCUGCCCGCAAAUUCCUUUCACCUGAAGAAUCUAUGUGUGAGGAACUAUACGACGAUACAACCGAACGUGCAUCGGUACCAUUGAAGAAAAACAUCUUGAUAGGUGAAUCAAGAGGAGCAGCUAUGCGAGCAUUACUCCGCAUGGAAAAAGUAUUUGCGGCUAACGAACGACUUCACAAAGAGUAUACCAUGUUUAUGGAGGAACUCAUCUCUAUGGGACACAUGGAACCAGUAGAGAUGACAAUAGAUAAAGUUUAUUACAUGCCCCAUCAUGCGGUGGUAAAGACCACUAGUCAAACCACGAAACUGCGAGUAGUUUUCAACAUCUGGGAAUUCGUCAAUUACGCUCUCAUGAUAGGCUCACAAAUACACCGACAUCGAAAAGAUAUACCGCCAGGUUUAUGUCCCGAUUAUCAACGCAUAGUCUGGCGUUCGCAUCCAGCAUGGUCACGUAUGGAGUUGCUUCAGCAUCGCAUCUUACCGUAA